This is a messenger RNA of Papaver somniferum (opium poppy), 2599 nucleotides long. Its product is annotated as proteasome assembly chaperone 3-like. The record is from RefSeq and is a predicted model, not a curated record. Bases 273 to 656 code for a protein of 127 amino acids. The transcript is spliced from 10 exons. Gene Ontology annotation, biological process: proteasome assembly. Lineage: Eukaryota; Viridiplantae; Streptophyta; Magnoliopsida; Ranunculales; Papaveraceae.
UGUAGAAACUCCCUAGAAAUCUCUCACCACUAACAGAGAUUUUAAAAGAUUUUGACAAACUCCCCCACGACUAACGGGGGAUUUGCCAACUCCCUAAAAAUACGUCAAAAUCUCCCACGACUUAACACCCUGUAAAUGUUUUUAUUAGAGGGAAACCUCAGGGGUUAUCUUAAUUUUGUCUCCUUUUCUUUUCCUUCAAGAUUUUCAUUUUUGCUCUUUUGAUAUCAAUUUCCCAACUUCAUAUUUAUCUUUGUAACACCUGCUAGAAAACAAUGGAUCGUCAAUGUCAUUCUAGUACUAAUUUUCCAGUUCCUCACAAAAAGAUGUCUGUAGAUAUCAAGGGAAUUAAAACGGAUAUAAUAACAUCCGUCUAUGACGAGCAUAUUCUAGUGCUUGCGACUCAGAUUGGAGCUAUGGGAACGAUACUGCAUGCAAGGAAAGAAGAAGGGAUGGCUAUUCAUCCAACUUUCAGUGUGUCAGUAAUUUUCGGCAAGCGAGAUGAGCCAAUGCUAGUGGCAUGUGCGCGUCAGCUAAUCGAACAGAUAAGUAGCUCUGGGUCUCCCAGGACAUUACUGCUCUCUCUUGGUCUCAAAGAUCACUCACUGGAUACAUUGAAAACCAUUAUUUCCUCUGUAACUGAGAAUCGCCUCUGGUAGUUAAAUGUUUCCCUAGUAGCAUGCCCGUUUCUGCAUUCAUCUGUAAUACAUCAAGGAACCUGUUAUAUAGUGGGAAUAUGAAGGAGGUGGAUCAGUUCCAUAGGUUCAUGAUCGAGACAUCUUGUGUUCCUAAAGAGAAAAGAAGAAAAGCAUCAAACCUUACACUUUGGUUUUAUCGUUUCAUUUUCAUCACUCUUUUCUUGUUCUUGUAAUUUGAUAGUAGUUAACUUUGCAUGUUUGACAAUAGUUUUAUUAAUCAACAAUAUUAAUUAAGCUGAUUUUUGCUAAUUUGUUCCAUUUCGUGUGCUUUAGUCAAGUAUGGGAGAUUCACUCAUAUUUUGUUUCUUUGAAUGUUUUGAGAAGUUAGCAAGUUCAGAUAGCCAACUUCUUGGCCAAUUUUAUAUCUGAUCUGGGAUAUACUGAUGCACAUUUAAUACUAAUUAACCUCUCUAUGUUGUAUAUUUUAACCAGCUUUGACGGUGUUAAAAUGACAGUUUAAGUUCCCCCUAUUAGAGGUUCUGCCUUCUGUCAUCAGAUAGCUACUUCCUCUAUGUUGGUCCCAUAUUAGUCCUGCCUGGUCGCUUCUUAGGAGACUGGUGAACUCUAAUUACUAACAGAACUACAUGUCUAUACCAAAAGCUACAUGCCUGAUCGCUUCUGAGAGUUUCUUCCGCAGUGGUGUGGAGGAACUACAUGUUUAUAUGUAUAGUGACUAUUGAGUCUGACAAUACUGGCUUAGGGCAGGGGGGUUGUGUUUAUCAGAAAAUCUUGCUUGGAUGUCAGAUCCAAGGUCUAUAUUGACUUUAAGGGAAGCAUGCUAUGGUCUCAACGUGCAUAUGGAAUAAUGAUAACAGCAGAAGUGGGAUUGGUUGUAACUUGUAGGUAUUAUUUAUGCUUAUAAAGUAUGCUAUUUCUUUCUGUUAAUCAUUCUGUUCAAGGUUUACCAGAGUGUCAAAGCAUAUGUCUUUCUUUAUCUGGUCUAGCUUUAGCAUAUCAGCUUAAUAUUUCUUUUCUUGCUCAAGGUGAAUCCUCCAUCGUCUUAUUAGCCUGUAACUUGUGGUAUUCAAUAAGAAGUAGAAAAUUCCGAUUUAAUGGAUUUUUAGGGUUUCAAUGGCGAAGAUAAAUAAAAGCAACAGGAAGAGGAAAUGGCAGGCCAACAACAAGAAGAAUAUCCCAAAUUGUUUUUGUUAGGUGAACAAAGACGGAUACAGUUUGCAGAGUGUCCUAAUAAUGUCAAUGGCAUGAUCGAUGCUGCAAAGUAUGCUGACACAGUGAUAUUCGUCAUAGAUGUUUGUUAUGGGUGCCAAACUUUUAAAAGUUCACGGCAUGCCCAUGGUUAUUUUGGGUGUUUACACAUCUUGACUGCUUUGAAGAUAUAGGUGAAGAUAAUGAAGAAAUACGAACAGCACACUUCAAAAAGGAUUUCAGAGAAUGAAAUAUAUGAAGGAGCACAUAUAUUCUGCCUAUCUGCUCCAGUUGACGAGAUGUAUCUGGGGCAUGGUAUUUGCAUACAGGCAAGCUUCAUAUUGGGUAUGGUCCGUAUGGAGUUCCAUCCUUUGUCUUGGCAAGCUGCACAUCCAUUUAUGCUGGUAGAUCGUUUAGAAGAUGUCACUCCUGCAUACAUUGCACAUGGAUAAAAACUGCGAUAGAGACAUAAUGUUGUAUGGUUAUCUCCGGGGUUGUGAUAUCAAGAAAGGAACUAAGGUGCAGGUGCAUAUUGCUGGCAUCAGUGAUUUCCCUUUAGCUGGCGUUACAAGCUUAGCUGAACCUCAUCCUUCACCACAUAUUGAUAGUACUGAUCUGAAGGUACCCACUGCAGAUGUUUUAGUUUACUUUUUGCUUGAGAUACACAAUUCUUCGUACCUACUAGACUAUAGGAAGGUGAUACUGUAUUCUCAUAUAUUCACUUCAAAUGCAGAUUAAUAUUAUUUGAUUUCUAAGGU